Phytophthora nicotianae INRA-310 is the source of this 465-nucleotide messenger RNA. RefSeq lists its product as hypothetical. The transcript has a single exon. Lineage: Eukaryota; Oomycota; Peronosporomycetes; Peronosporales; Peronosporaceae. Bases 1 to 465 code for a protein of 154 amino acids. The record is from RefSeq and is a predicted model, not a curated record.
AUGGAAGAACUGGCAGCGUACGGGUCUAGACCAGCUCCUACCGGCAGUGACAGCCUCGCACCGACGCAUGAAAUGCACGGCGUCCUUACAGGCCCCGAAGUGGCUGCAGCUGUGGACGGCAACCAGGAGGCAGCAAGCCAACGUGACGGCGGGGACAGUGAAGCCAGCGACGCUGGUGACGACGACGAUGUGGGAGACAGCGACGAGCUGGACGACAGCGGGGACGAAGCCUUCACCCCCGACUCCCAGGCGUCCAGCGAAGAUGAGGAGCCGCUGACAACAGAGAGCGGCGACAGUGAUGGCAAUGCUGAAGGCGCUGUUGAUACUGAGGACAUUAGUAUCUAUUUGAAGGAGCACGAUCUUUGGGGUCAAGUUACUUCGAUUAUCCAGAAAGAUGCCUGUGACAACCGCUGUGUCGAUGGCAAGACCAAGCAGCUGGAGUCUUUUGUUCGCUGUCAACGAUGA